AUGUCCGCAGACCUGUUAGCAGAGUUUGGUCAGACGCCUGCCCCAGACAAUAAUUCCAGACAGCAGCCAUCGCAAUGCCAAAAAAACUCAUUCUUCGAUGACGACGAGAAUAUCGAUUUCUUCGGGUCAUCGGGAAGUGUGCAGCACAACAAACGUCCCAAUCCGACCUCGGAAACAGUCAGUCAAUUUGCAGCUCCAGCAGCUCCAUGGCAUGGCCCUGGUCAGGAAUUUAACCUUCCCUUGAAUCCACAUAGCGAUGUAUUAUUUGAUGCAGCAUUCGACACACCAGCAAGUGAUGCAGACGACUGGGGUGAAUUCGAGGGCCCCGAUUUAAACACUCAACAUGCACAAUCGACAACUCUUCAACAAUCAACGACAGCCACAUUGUCAAAUCAAGAGCCUCGGCAGGAUGCUCCACAGGUUUCCAAAACGAUUGACUUGCUAGAUUCACUCUCAAUGCAAGACUCGACACCAGUUGUGAAACAUGCGUCAAAAAUUGCCCAAAGGAACCAAAACCUCGGACCUAGUAAUGACCAACAUCAGGCGGCAUGGGAAGAUGAUUCGUUUGUCCCCAAAAAGGGAACAAAAGCACCUGCAAAACCGCCUGUCAAACCCAAUAAGCCGCCUGCAUCAACCUGGGAUGACGAUGCCUUCGACGACUGGGGUGACUUUUCAGAUGGGCCUAGUGUGGAGGCUGUGUCCAAAUCCAAAUCCAUCUCACCACCGACAGUCCCUAGCCCAGCUCCUAGUAGCUCUGUUUCUGGGGCCACACCCCCCGCAGCCAUCGUCCGUCCAACAAACAUCCCGCCGCCAUCAGUCCUUCUCGAGUUAUUCUUAGACGUGUUUGAGAAUCUUCAGAAAGAGGCGGUACUCGCAAAAUCCCAGCUGCGAUCCUCGGCUCCACCGUCAUCAUCUUCAAGCACCAUUUCAACGACAGCCUUAAGUAUUCACAAUGUACUUCAAUCGGCCGCCCGUGUAAUUGCAGGGCGAAGUCUCCGGUGGAAACGUGAUACGAUCCUUAGUCAGAGCAUGCGAAUCGGCCCUGCCCGUUCCGGAAAAGCCGGUGGUAUGAAACUUAACAGCGUGAACAAGCAAGAGAACAUCAAAGAAGAACAAGAUGCCGUUGAUGUGCUUACUAUUUGGCGUGAACGGGCGGUGAUUUUCAAUGCUGUUCUACAAGCGGCAGGCCAGCGGCCGAUCCCUACGGUCCCAGAUCCUAGUGGGCUCAAGGUUAUUACGGCGCGGGCGGACCAGGGGGCACUGAAAGCCUCCCAUCCGUGUGCACUUUGUUCGCUUAAGAGAGACGAGCGGGUGUUAAGAGUCGACGAAUCAAGUGUUCAAGAUAGCUUCGGGGAGUGGUGGACUGAACAUUGGGGUCACACGGCAUGCAGGCAAUUUUGGGAGAGGAAUCGAAAUUUGCUUGGGCAGCGUUGA
Molecule: messenger RNA, 1434 nt
Organism: Penicillium verrucosum
Lineage: Eukaryota; Fungi; Ascomycota; Eurotiomycetes; Eurotiales; Aspergillaceae
Exons: 2
Coding region: 1-1434 (477 amino acids)
Source: RefSeq, a predicted model, not a curated record